Molecule: messenger RNA, 252 nt
Organism: Caenorhabditis bovis
Lineage: Eukaryota; Metazoa; Nematoda; Chromadorea; Rhabditida; Rhabditidae
Source: the annotation of a GenBank genome assembly
AUGUUCCUCAUUUGCCAAUACUUGUCGAUUCAUCCGUGCGUCGUGCUCAUUCUGCAGCUAAUCGGCCAAACGCUCGUCGUUCACGUCGGCCGCUUCGAUGAGGCCGGCGCGUUUCUCGUGCUCAUCGCCUUUUUGCCGGUCAUCCUUCAUCAACGCAACGACAACGAGAUGAACGGCGUGGCGCGUCGGAAGCAGUUCAAACUUCGUCCAUGGCAAUCAACCGCGUCGCCUCUUCGACAGGACUGCUGGUAA